AUGACUCUCAUUCAUGGAGCAACCCUGAAAGACUACAAGAAAAAGAAUCUUCUCUCGAACAAAGCAUACAAAAAGCUUGACAAAGAUCCAACUAAUACAAUUGCACAGAAUACCAAGAUCCUAGUGGAAAAAAGCAACAUUCCCAGUGAAAUCAACAUAAAAAGAUCCUACAAAUCCUGUCCCACCAAGUACACUACCAAGACCAAAAGUACACAAAUCAAACAUUCCCCUCAGACCGAUUGUCAGCGCCAUACACUUCCCGACAUACAACUUAUCCCGCUUCCUAGCACAAACACUACAACCCCUGAAAAAUACGAAUCACACAUAACUGACUCAACGGACUUCAUACAAAAGAUCCAACAAAUUCAACUACGUCCCACAGACCUGCUUGUAAGUUUUGACGUAGAAUCCCUUUUCACACAAGUCCCAAUAAAAGACACAUUAAACAUAAUAAAGGCCUUAUAUGACGUGACUUCAUCCUCCGACUUCAUCCCGCUAAUAAAGCACUGCUUAACAACCACUUACUUCUCCUAUAACAACCAAUUUUAUGAACAAACUUCAGGAGCGGCAAUGGGCUCUCCUAUUUCUGUAAUUGCCAACAUCUUCAUGGAACAUUUUGAGAAAGAGGCCCUCAGAAAAACAUUCAAAAAAUUCGAAGUUUGGUUCCGUUAUGUAGACGACACAUUCGUGAUAUGGAGACACGGCAGAGCCGAACUUCGUAAAUUCCUUACUUUCCUCAACAAUUAA
Molecule: messenger RNA, 747 nt
Organism: Acromyrmex echinatior (Panamanian leafcutter ant)
Lineage: Eukaryota; Metazoa; Arthropoda; Insecta; Hymenoptera; Formicidae
Source: RefSeq, a predicted model, not a curated record